Molecule: messenger RNA, 7098 nt
Organism: Cyclopterus lumpus (lumpfish)
Lineage: Eukaryota; Metazoa; Chordata; Actinopteri; Perciformes; Cyclopteridae
Exons: 5
Coding region: 295-7098 (2267 amino acids)
Source: RefSeq, a predicted model, not a curated record
GCAGAUCUUCCUUCGUCACUUCCUGUAAAAGCUCCGUAUGGUCCCCCUGUUUCUCUGCAACAGAGAUGUUCAGUCUUAGUUUACGCGUAAAGACGCCACGUGGGAAAACGGUGCUUACAGUGAGCAAGAGAAGAGAAGAGUCAACAUUUGGGUUGCACUAUACCAGCUGAUGGGGGGAUGUCCAACUAAGAUCCAGAUAUGCAGUGUGGACCAGACAUGUUGGAGGAACUCCGAGCUCAGCUAAAUCCUGUCUUACGAGGAAAGGAAGAAGAAUAGAUCAUUGCCUUGGACAACAUGGACACCUGCUGUCUGGAAGACCAGAAAAAGAUGGAUUCCAACAAAGUAUGGCAGUGGCGCAUUAUGUGUGUAAAGGAACUUUCAGUAUGCCUAGAACCAUUCCAUCACAGCAAUAGAAUAGGGUUGGAUUUUAAUGUCGCAUCCAACACACAUAAAAGAAUGGACUUGCAAUUAGUGACAAAUGGGGUCAUACUUGAGGUCUGUGACUUUGCUAAAACAGUCAACAAGAGUAAAGGACAUUUUAUCACUAACAUUCUGGUGAACAAUUUUGAUCUUGGGUUGGAAAAUGAGCAACAGAUGACUGAUUUUACUGCUCAAAUUCUGCACAAAGUCAAAGACCUGAUUAAGAAACCACCUGAAGAUAAAAAAGAAGUGUUUACCCUCUUUGACCCGUCAUCAAAGCCAGAAUGCAAAACCAACAAUGGACUGAACAUGUCAUCUGCAGAGCGUAAGACUGAAAGUUGUGUGGUGGAGAUGGAUGAUACUGGACAUGGAGAUGAAUACACAUGUUCACAAGCAGCAUCCCAAGAAUACAUGAAGACGGAGAGUCUCUUGGAAGACAUGGAAGGAGGACGCGGUGACGACAGUGAUGAUAAGGAUGGAUUUAAGGGUUCAGGAGCAAAGUCAACAGAAGCACUGAUUGAGGAUGCUUUUCUCCCUAAAUUUCCUUUUUGUGAAGAAAUAUGUCUGAACCUUGAUGUUGGGUCAAAACAAAGUCUAGAUCCAGGUUUGUUGACAAAGGGCGUGAUGUUAGAAUUGGUACACUUCACCAAAAUACUGACUGCAUCCUUCAGACUUAUUGUCCUGGCGGUGCUGGAGCACAAUUUUGAACUUGAUCUCAAAAAUCCAAUUUGGUUCAGGAUAUUAAACCUACUAAAAAGAAGAAAUGGACUAAUCACCACUGGUAGUGAGAUAAGCGUGGAGUUUAAAAAUGAGCCAUUUUCCUUCCAUGGAACCAGAGGCUCAGCGCUGUCCAAUAUGGAAGACCGGCAGAAUCCAUUUCAGGAAGUGACAAAAAGAAGACUGUCUGGUUUAAAAAGUGCUGUGUUAGCAAUGAGUGAACAGGCAAACAAAGAGCACAAAAGAGGAAAGUCUAAAGACAUGGAGACAAACACAUUCUCUCAUCACACUGAAUUGUGUACCACUCGAACGGCAGAGGGAGAUGAUUGUCAAACUGGUUCUCUAUCAGAGUUUGAUCUAGACCCCUUCACCGGCAAUGAAUGUGACGAAGAACAGGAGGGUGUAGAAAUGGAGAACUACCACACUUAUCCUCAAGGGGAGUCUGAUCUAGACUCUGGUAAUCAAAAUCACUUCCAAAACCCCAAAAGUUGUUCUCUGAGCUCAGACAUCUCUAGAGAAUCAGAAGCAAGUUGUCAGAAUGUUUGUGCGCCUUUCAUCAACACCACCAACAUCUCAUCUAGUUUACCAAUUGUAAACGCAAAUGCCAAGUCAAUGACAUGUCAACCCGAGGAAAGAGGGCUUAGUGGAUGUGAAGAGAAAACACAGACUCCCAACAAAAUAAAUAACAAAUGUGACUUAGAAGAAGAGGAAUUGGGAACAGAGAACAUGUGGAAGUUGCGUGCUAACCGUGUAAAACAAAUCCUCUCUGCUAAAGAGUUGAGUCCAUUUAGUUUUUCCAAGAAGUUUGGCCUUGAAUUCAACAUUGGAUUUGGUCCAAAGCAAAACUUCAGUCUUGACUCUCUGCGUGAUACUAUUCUGCUUGAAAUUGCUAGAUUUGCCAUAGCAAUGAAUUCAUCGCUACAGAAUUUCAUCAUGGAGAUUCUUGAGUACAACUUUGACUUCAGCCUGGAGACUGAAUACCAGAGAAAUAGUUUCACAUAUGAAAUGAUGAAAAGAGUAAGAAAACUGAAAGAUUGUGAAGAUGCAGUCAAAUUCUCAAAAGAGGUCUUUGAACUUCAUGGUCCCAUACCAUCAAUAAGUUUGGCAUAUCAGAGUGUGGACAGUGUCAAUGCUGAACCCAGCAGCAUAUCGAGGAUGGAGAAGUGUGAUGUUGCCUGUUGGUUUCCUCCUCAUUCACAGGCUGAAACUGAAGAACUUAUUUCACAGAAGUGUGUGGAUCUUCAUCCCUUCUGCAAAGAAAUUAAUCUGAAACUACAUGUAAACAAUACUCGACCAAAUAAGAAACUGGACAUCAACAAACUGACCUAUGGAGCAAUGACUGAAGUGACCCACUUUGCAGAAAAGUUGUGUGGAACAUUUGAGCAGAUUUGUGUUGACAUCCUAAAUCACAAUCUGGAUCUUGUUUUGCAAUGUGGAGAUUCUGACCUUGCCAGAAGUAUUGUGGCAUGUAUUCCUUUUGUAAUUGAGAGAAAGAAACUAUCAACACACUAUGUAAUAUGUGGAAGGAGUAUACCGGCAAUGACAAAUACUGCUGCGUUAAAGGUAAAGCUGGAUUCCCAGAACAAACCAAAUGCAGAUGCAGCCAGUGCUGGUUCCUCCCAGGCUGCAAUCAUAGACCAAGAUGUAAACAGUUCUCCUGACAUAGAACACCAAAACAAGCUCAAUGUAAAGCUGUGGCAAUUGAGGGAGAAUCAAAUUCAGCAAAUUCUCUCAAUGCCUCAUGAAGAACAUUGUCCACUUUAUUGUUACUCGAGAUGCAAGAAAUUAGGCAUUGAUUUCAAUAUAGGAUCUGGAGUAAAACAGAAUCUUGAUCCCAAAUUACUAACCAAUGGCAUCAUGGUUGAACUUCACACUUUUGCCACAGACAUGAUGUCAGCCCAAAAGUAUUUCAUUACAGAGAUACUCGAGUAUAAUUUUCAUCUUGAUUUCCACAAUGAGCUGUAUCGCAGUGCCUUUGCACAGAAAACUAUUGAACAAGUACGUUUGAAUGCAAAGAAAAAAACAUCGCUAAUAAAAAUACAGUUUGAACUCCCUGACACGAGGUGCAAACCAGAACCUACCUUUGAGAGACAUUUAUAUUGCCCCAAAUGCUAUCAAGUCAGAAAUCAUAAGCAUCGUCAGGAUGAAUCUGGCUCUGGUCAAAUGCAUCAUCCUCAUCCACAUACCAUGACUGAUGCAGGCUCUACUGAUGCAAACUGCUCUGCACAAAAGCCAGCAAAGGAUCCGUCCUUUACCUUCUCAGAAAUGGAGAAGAUGAUAAUGGACAACUACCCCCUCUGCAAGGAAAGUGGUUUGAGCCUGUGUGUGGACAAAGACCAACCAAAAGUUAAGCUUGACACGCAUGUAUUAACACAAGGGGUUAUGAAGGAAGUGGCUCAUUAUGCCAGAAAAAUGUGUGGAAUAAAAUACAAGAUCAUUAAUGAUGUCCUUCAACACAACUUUAACAUUGACAUGCAGUGUCAGGAAAUAAAUACUGUAUUAAGCAUAAACAAAGUGAUGAGACAAAAUGAUGUCUGGCUUCACUGGCUCAGUGAAGUGUUUGAUAUUCAACCUUAUCCUCGCAAACAACUUGGGAACGUGCGUCAAUUUAAGGAAACUAUCAAAAAAAGAAAGCUGGCACUGCAAACGCAGAAGAAAAUGGCAAAGAGAAAUUCUCCAAGUAUAGGAAACCGCUUUCCCAUUUCUACUGAUAUUAGUUUGAAAUCAGGAGAGGAAGAAAAACUGGACUUGAAGCAAAAUACCAUAUCUGUGUGUGACAUGGAACAAGAAGAAAUGUCACCAGAUAACGACUACACUUGUCCUCUGGGAGAGUCUGAUUUAGAGUCAGAACAUCUCACAGACUCAGAAAACGUCAAUCAAAAUCACUUCAAGAACUCCAAAAGUUGUUCUCUGAGCUCAGACAUCUCUAGAGAAUCAGAAGCAAGUUGUCAGAAUGUUUGUGCGCCUUUCAUCAUCACCACCACCAACAUCUCAUCUAGUUUACCAAUUGUAAACGCAAAUGCCAAGUCAAUGACAUGUCAACCUGAGGAAAGAGGGCUUGGUGGAUGUGAAGAGAAAACACAGACUCCCAAAAAAAUAAAGAACAAAUGUGACAUGGAACAAGAGGAAUUGGGAACAGAGAACAUGUGGAAGUUGCGUGCUAACCGUGUAAAACAAAUCCUCUCUGCUAAAGAGUUGAGUCCAUUUAGUUUUUCCAAGAAGUUUGGCCUUGAAUUCAACAUUGGAUUUCGUCCAAAGAAAAACUUCAGUGUUGACUCUUUUCUUGAUUCUAUUCUGCUUGAAAUUGCUAGAUUUGCCAUAGCAAUGAAUUCAUCGCUACAGAAUUUCAUCAUGGAGAUUCUUGAGUACAACUUUGACUUCAGCCUGGAGACUGAAUACCAGAGAAAUAGUUUCACAUGUGAAAUUAUGAAUAGAGUAAGAAAACUGAAAGAUUGUGAAGAUGCAAUCAAAUUCUCAAAAGAGGUCUUUGAACUUCAUGGUCCCAUACCAUCAGAAAAUAUGGCAUAUCAGAGUGUGGACAGUGCAAACGCUGAACCCAGCAGCAUAUGGGGAAUGGAGAAGUGUGAUGUUGCCUGUUGGUUUUCUCCUCCUUCACAGGCUGAAACUGAAGAACUUAUUUCACAGAAGUGUGUGGAUCUUCAUCCCUUCUGCAAAGAAAUUAAUCUGAAACUACAUGUAAACAAUACUCGACCAAAUAAGAAACUGGACAUCAACAAACUGACCUAUGGAGCAAUGACUGAAGUGACCCACUUUGCAGAAAAGUUGUGUGGAACAUUUGAGCAGAUUUGUGUUGACGUCCUAAAUCACAAUCUGGAUCUUGAUUUGCAAUGUGGAGAUUCUGACCUCGCAAGAAGUAUUUUGGCACGUAUUCCUUUUGUAAUUGAGAGAAAGAAUCUAUCAACAAACUAUGUAACAUGUCGCAAGAGAAUACCGGCCAUGACAAAUACUGCUGCGUUAAAGGUAAAGCUGGAUUCCCAGAACAACCCAAAUUCAGAUGCAGCCAGUGCUGGUUCCUCCCAGGCUGCAAUCAUAGACCAAGAUGUAAACAGGUCUCCUGACAUAGAACACCAAAACAAGCUCAAUGUAAAGCUGUGGCAAUUGAGGGAGAAUCAUAUUCAGCAAAUUCUCUCAAUGCCUCAUGAAGAACAUUGUCCACUUUAUUGUUACUCAAGAUGUAAGAAAUUAGGCAUUGAUUUCAAUAUAGGAUCUGGAGUAAAACAGAAUUUUGAUCUCAAAUUACUAACCAAUGGCAUCAUGGUUGAACUUCAUACUUUUGCCACAGCUCUACUCUCUGCCCAAAAGUAUUUCAUCACAGAGAUACUGGAGUACAAUUUUCAUCUUGAUUUAAACAAUGAGCUGUAUCGCAGUGCCUUUGUACAGAAAACUAUGAAACAAAUUGACACAGUGAAUAUGACAACAAAAAAACGAAUUCCUCGAAGAAAAAUGCAGUUUGAACUCCCUGACACAAAGAGCAUACCAGAUCCUACCCAUUGGAGGGUUACAUAUUGCCCUAAAUGCUAUCAAGUCAGAAAUCAUAAGCACCUUCAGGAUGGCUCCGGUAACAUGCAUCAUCCUCGUCCACAUACCAUGACUGAUGCAGGCUCCUCUGAUGCAAACUGCUCUGCACAAAAGCCAGCAAAGGAUCCGUCCUCUACCUUCUCAGCAAUGGAGAAGAUGAUAAUGGACAACUACCCCCUCUGCAAGGAAAGAGGUUUGAGCCUGUGUGUGGACAAAGACCAACCAAAAGAUAAGCUUGACACGCAUGUAUUAAUUAAAGGGGUUAUGAAGGAAGUGGCUCAUUAUGCCAGAAAAAUGUGUGGAUCAAAAUACAAGAUCAUUACUGAUGUCCUUCAACACAACUUUAACAUUGACAUGCAGUGUCACGAAAUAAUUCCUGGAUUUCCCAUACUCAAAUCUAUGAGACAAAGUGAUGUCUGGCUUCACUGGCUCAGUGAAGUGUUUGAUAUUCAACCUUAUCCUCACAAACAACUUGGGUACGUGCGUCAACUUAAGGAAACUAUCAUAAAAAGAAAGCUGGCACUGAAAACGCAGAAGAAAAUGGCAAAGAGAAAUUCUCCAAGUAUAGGAAACCGCUUUCCCAUUUCUACUGAUAUUAGUUUGAAAUCAGGAGAGGAAGAAAAACUGGACUUGAAGCAAAUUACCAUAUCCGUGUGUGACAUGGAACAAGAAGAAAUGUCACCAGAUAACGACUACACUUGUCCUCUGGGAGAGUCUGAUUUAGAGUCAGAACAUCUCACAGACUCAGAAAACGUUGGCAAUCAAAAUCACUUACAAAAUCCCAAAAGGUGUUCUCUGAGCUCAGACAUCUCUAGAGAAUCAGAAGCAAGUUGUCGGAAUGUUUGUGCGCCUUUCAUCAACAUCACCAACAUCUCAUCUAGUUUACCAAUUGUAAACGCAAAUGCCAAGUCAAUGACAUGUCAACCUGAGGAAAGAGGGCUUGGUGGAUGUGAAGAGAAAAUGCAGACUUCCAAAAAAAUUAAAAACAAAUGGGACAUGGAACAAGAUGAAAUGUCACCAGAUAACUACUACACUUGUCCUCUAGGAGAGUCUGAUUUAGACUCAGAUGAACUCGCAGACUUGGAAAACUCUGGCAAUGAAAAUAGCUUACAAAUCCCAAGACGUUCUCUGAGCUCAGACACCUCAAGUGUACCAACUGUAAACUCAUAUCUCAACCCAUGGUUUGCAAGCCAACCAGAUCAAAAGGGGCUUGGUGAAGAACAAACACAGAUUCUAAAAAAUGCACCAACUGAAUGUGACAUGGAACAAGAGGAAUUGGGAACAGAGAACAUGUGGAAGUUGCGUGCUAACCGUGUAAAACAAAUCCUCUCUGCUAAAGAGUUGAGUCCAUUUAGUUUUUCCAAGAGGAAUUGCCAUAGCAAUGAAUUCAUCCCUAGAGAAUUUCAUCAUGGAGAUUCUUGA